UUAAGCUGGAUAUGCUUCCUUACUUCAGACAGUUUUACGUUGGGGAUCUAUAGCUACCACAUGAUGGAGUAUUGCAGGUUUGCAGCAGCGAGAAACUAAUCAUUGACCUUCUUUGUUUCUUAUGCCUCAGGUGUGGUUUAAAAACCGACGUGCAAAGUGGAGAAAAAGGGAAAGGAACCAGCAGGCGGAGCUGUGUAAGAAUGGCUUUGGCGCCCAGUUCAAUGGACUCAUGCAGCCGUACGAUGAGAUGUACCCAGGAUAUUCCUACAACAACUGGGCCACUAAGGGCUUAGCGAGCAGUCCACUCUCCGCCAAAAGCUUCCCCUUCUUCAACUCAAUGAAUGUAACCCCCCUGUCCUCCCAGCCUAUGUUCUCGCCCCCGAGUUCCAUCCCCUCCAUGAACAUGGCCUCCAGCAUGGUGCCCUCAGCUGUAGGCGGGGUCCCUGCUGCAGGGCUAAACAACCUGGGGAACCUCAACAACCUCAACAGUCCUACGGCGCUCAACUCCGUAGCAGUGACUGCAGCCACAUGCCCCUACGCCACUACAGCCGCUCCCUACAUGUACAGAGACACUUGCAACUCCAGCUUGGCGAGCCUACGGCUCAAAGCCAAACAGCACACCAACUUUGCUUAUCCAGCGGUACAGAAUCCCGUGUCCAAUCUGAGCCCUUGUCAGUAUGCUGUGGACCGACCUGUAUGAAGUCCAGCCAUGACUCACCCAACGAGCUGUAAAUUCACCGUUCAUCCGGCUCUAAUCCCUUCAACGCCAUCUCUAAACGACUGGUCAUACAGUUGAUGUCUCGACUGUAAACCUUCAAUCCAAUCAUCAUCAACAACAAAAGAUAUCCCAGAUGGACGAGUGUUUGGUCACCAGAAUUACGCCCAGUUAGACUCAGUUGCUGAACCGAACAGCAGCUUUUAAGGGACUUUUUCCUUGUUUGAACUGCAUGAUGAGAAACGUAACAAAGCUACAGAUGCUAACAACCUUUGGACUGGUUGUAGCAUUAUUAGCAUCUCGGGCAAGAAACCUCCAAUACAGCUCCUACAGAAAGGUGGACUCAUGGGUUAAAGCAAGCAAAUUAGACAGUGUACAUAAUAUUUUUCCUGCUUUGUGUGAAUAUAUAUAUAUAAAACAAGCCCAAAAUUGUUCAUACGCCUGGCACGUUUGGAUCUGAGGGAAACUGAUCUGCUUUAAUUCAAAUAACAGCAUUUUUAAAAAUACAUUGUAUUAGGAGUAACAUGUCAACAAUAAUCAGUCGUUAUUUUCCUCAAAAAUCCACCAAAAAUGUUGAUUGACAUAACAGCGAUCUAACAUUCUCUCAUGUUAUUCUGGACAUUUUGACAAGUUACCUUUGGUGGAGAGUUCCAGUCUUUAAAGGAAAAGUCCGGUCAGCAAGGAAUGAUCAAUGGAUCAUUAUUUAUACCUAAAACUAAUAUGUUAGCAGAGAUUUCAU
This is a messenger RNA of Cyprinodon variegatus (sheepshead minnow), 1454 nucleotides long. RefSeq names its product pituitary homeobox 3 (gene pitx3). The coding region runs from base 122 to 700 and encodes 192 amino acids. NCBI's taxonomy places the organism in Eukaryota, Metazoa, Chordata, Actinopteri, Cyprinodontiformes, Cyprinodontidae. The record is from RefSeq and is a predicted model, not a curated record. Gene Ontology annotation, biological process: anatomical structure morphogenesis; regulation of transcription by RNA polymerase II. Gene Ontology annotation, molecular function: RNA polymerase II cis-regulatory region sequence-specific DNA binding; DNA-binding transcription factor activity, RNA polymerase II-specific. The transcript has a single exon. Gene Ontology annotation, cellular component: nucleus.